GUUACAUCAAAAUAACCCAACUGAAUGUAGAAGUGUUUUUCUCCUUGUGGGUCGUUCAUAUGCUUCUCUACCGUCCGCCUGGGUGCCAAGUGGAAAAGGGUGGUCCCCAGUGGCGGUCCCCAUCCCUUCUCCUUCAGUGUCCUCCUCUGGAGAAGGAUCCCUCCGGGAGAAUCGCCGCGACCCCGUCGAAGUCGUGUGGUCUUGGGUGGAGGAGCCCAAGAAGAGACUGUGUUCCCCGAUAUUGCUUGGAGGGGAGCAUCGGGCUGCACCCAAAAUCCCUUACCCCCGAGGUAGGAGUUGUAGGGAACGGGGUGGCCGUUCUUGAGGAGGAGACGAAAGGUUUCCUCAAGGGCAGGAGUGAAAUGAGGAAAAGUGUAGGAAGGGAAUUUGUCUUCUUUUUUCCUCCACAUGUUUGGAAAGGGAAGAUCUUCUGGAGCCAUCACCACGAAGAAGCGGCGAAACCAAUUGUCUAUCUUGUCAAUUGGACUCUUCAGGAAUUGCAUAUCCAUCCGGGCGUGAAGCUCAUGAAGCCCCUGCCUGCCUCACGGUUGUGGGGGUGGAAGAGAGAGAAAGAGAUCCAAGCUAGGCUCGAUGCCCUUCUUAUGGCAUCGGGCGACGAAGCAAUAAAUGGACUCAUGGGAGUUAUAGGAAAUUUGACCGGGGGGAUGAAGAACCGGUUGCAAAUUCCCACCAAUAAGGGAUGGAUGGGAAAACGCCAUCCCAUCUUGAUCGAAUCAUAGUGAACGUUCAAACGGAAGGGAGUGUUGAAGUGCGACUCCAAAGUAGUUCCCUUAGCUUUCCAAACUUCGUAGCCGAGGGGAAUCAUUGCCCUCAUCUCCUUCAAUUGUGCAUCAGUGAUGGAGGAGACACUUUCGUCCUCCUUGGAUUUCUUGCCAUCAUUGAAAAAUUUGGAGGCCUUGGAUAUGGCUUUCUUCAUUUUUGGAGAUAAAAAUGAGAGAGAAGAAAAAAGGCUGAGAUAGGCCGGGAAUAUGAAAGUAAAUACCGUGGAUUGCU
Cuscuta campestris is the source of this 1014-nucleotide messenger RNA. The record is from the annotation of a GenBank genome assembly. NCBI's taxonomy places the organism in Eukaryota, Viridiplantae, Streptophyta, Magnoliopsida, Solanales, Convolvulaceae.